Molecule: messenger RNA, 6683 nt
Organism: Oncorhynchus kisutch (coho salmon)
Lineage: Eukaryota; Metazoa; Chordata; Actinopteri; Salmoniformes; Salmonidae
Product: alpha-1,3-galactosyltransferase 2
Exons: 6
Coding region: 616-1635 (339 amino acids)
Biological process (GO): carbohydrate metabolic process
Cellular component (GO): membrane; vesicle; Golgi apparatus
Molecular function (GO): hexosyltransferase activity
Source: RefSeq, a predicted model, not a curated record
GAUGCCAACAAGCAUUUGACUGAUACACGCCUGGUGAUGUUCAGCACCACGCUUUAUAACUCACAAUUUAUUUAAGACUUAUUUAUUUCUUUCCCUUGUUGCUUUGGCACACACGCCUCAUCUCGAAAAUAUCUCGCUCCGUCGUGUGAUAUGUCAAAUGAGCUCAGGACAACCGACGAAUGGUCCGAUGAGUCAUGUUGGCGUGGGGAAAGAUGCCGCGUUCACGUACUAUCCGCGAGUUAUCUGGAGCUCCUAGUUCCAAAUUGGAAAUUUCAUUUUAACGACCCUCUAAAUCGUAAUUACAGGGAAACUCGGAGAAAUGUUUGUUACCCGAGUUGUGACGUUUCACCACCUACCAUUUACCUUUUCAACCAAACUAUGACAACCAAUCCUUUGUUGACAAUUACAACCCUCAAUGUACAGGAUACUUCUUCUCUUGAGAUUAAUGCCAAGUUCUGCACUUGUAUACGCUGCACUUGUAUAACUACAACCAGUUAGCAAAUCGGAAAAAAUGUACAUUUUUUUGUUCUGACUAGCACUUGAAAGCAGCGUCAGUUUAUUACAGACGCGUCAACAAGCAGACUUCGGAAGAAGAAAAAACGCAUUGGCCACACAAUGAGCAGAUUAAUGUACAAGGCAAAGUGUGUAUUAACAGUUACAUUCUGGGCCUUUGUGCUGCUCUUCAUAGCCUACUUCACACCCAUGUCAGUAAGGUACUUGGAGGGGUUCCUUCCCAUGAGCCGAUGUUCUCAAGCCCCUGCAGAGAAGCUGAAGCUGGGGAACAGUAUAGAUGCCUCCCUAGACCUCUGGUCCAGAGGUGAUGUUCAGACCUGCACUGACUGGGGAGCACCUGUGAUCUGGGAUGGGAUGUUUGACCCAGAUCAUUACGACCAGGAGCACAGGAAGAACCACUCAUCUGUCUCUCUCACUGUAUUCGCUGUGGGCAGGUAUCUAGAUGCCUACCUGAAGGCAUUCCUUCUCUCUGCUGAGCGUCACUUUAUGGAGGCUUUACCUGUAACAUACUAUGUGUUCACGGACGUUCCCGAGAGGGUACCAGACAUCCAUCUUGGUCCUGGGCGGAGCCUGAAAAUUGUGAGGGUGCAGAGACACUCUCGCUGGCAGGACAUCUCCAUGAUGCGUAUGAGGGCCAUCGCAGAUGCAAUCGAGUCACGGAUUCGUCACCACAGCCACUACGUCUUCUGCUUUGACGUGGACCAGGUGUUUGUGGGUCGGUUCGGCUCCGAGGCUCUGGGAGACUCUGUUGCUCUGCUCCACGCCUACUACUACCACCGACCACAGAGCCUGUACGCCUACGACCGCAACCCCAGGUCCAGGGCCUACAUGGAGACUGGGGACUUCUACUAUCAUGCUGCUGUGUUCGGAGGCUCGUGGCGAACUGUGAAGAAUAUGACGGAGACCUGUUACCAAACCAUCAUGAAGGACAAGGAGAACCAGGUGGAGGCUUUGUGGCACGACGAGAGUCACCUCAACAAGUACCUGUGGAUCCAUAAGCCCAGCAAAGUGCUGUCUCCAGAGUACUGCUGGGACAGGAACAUUGGCUACCGUGGUGACAUACAUGUGGCCCGCCUGCUCUGGUCAGAGAAGAAAUAUGGCACACUCCGGGUUACAGAGUGAGUAAUCAGAACCUGUGUGCAAUAAUCUAAUGAGCAAAAGCCCCUGAAGCGUCAAACAUGGUCCACAGUACAGAGCUGCGAUAGUCUACAGCCCAAUGUGAUUUAUGUCCAUGCCUUGUUCAGAGCAAUGAGGCUUGUAAAUGUGUCACAAUGGGCUGUCAGACUAUUAGAGCUGUGAAACUGUGGAAUGUUUGGCUUGUGUGUUGAAACAUGAUCUUGCAAGUAGUAUGUUUCUUGGUUCUCCUGUGUUGCUUCAGUUGUCUGGUGGUAUUGUCUCUCCACCCACGAAGUCUGCUGUCUGUGGCUGGCGGGAUUGAACAAAUGGGGAAAUAGACUAUGCUAUAGGCACUGCUUCUUUUGUAUGGUUUAUAUUUGUGGAUUAGAAGUAAAAAUCUGUUUUAUAAAGUUGUAUUAUAUAUUGGAAAUUGUUUUUAUGUAUCACUUUUACAAAAUAAAGAUGGAUACCUUAAAACUUGUCAGAAGGAUCCACCCAUAGCAAACCAACUCCAAAAUAAGGGCUAGAUUCCAUCAGUAGCGCUACAGAUUGAAUCUAGGCCUUAAAUGUUUAAAAAUGGCAACAUCUCAGGUUGGGGAUAUUGCAUGCCUCUAAGGACAAUGAUUUACUGGCCACAUGUCUGCUGAGAGAGAUGUCCUAACAAACAUAAUCCUCAGGUUGUUUUUAAAAUAUAUAAUCGAUAAUAUAUCAACCGGGACUGUAGCUUUUUCAAUAGGAGAGGGAGAGACCAUGGCCGCCCCACUCUGUUGCGCAAGGAAAACUCUGCGAACACCCAGCUAUCCACAGACAUGUCAUAUUUCUUGCUCAUUUUUCUAAAUAAAAGCCUAAAACUAUGUCUAAAGACUGUUGACACCUUGAGGAAGCAAUAGGAAAAGGAAUUUGGUUGAUAUCCCAUUAAAUGGAGGCAAAGCAUCCAAUGGAACAGAGAGCUUUCAGGAAAAACAGAACUUCCUUGUUGGAUUUUCCUCAGGUUUUCGCCUGCAAUAUCAGUUCUGUUAUACUCACAGACACAAUUUUGACAGUUUUGGAAACUUUAGAGUGUUUUCUAUCCUAAUCUGACAAUUAUAUGCAUAUUCUAGUUUCUGGGCCUGAGAAAUAGGCAGUUUCAAAUGGGUAAGUUUUUUUAGCCAAAAACGAAAAUUCUGCCCCCUACACUCAAGAAGUUAAUGUGAGUAUCUUUUUAGAUUUAAGUUAUAUACUCAGCAACAACAAAAAAAGUAAAUUUAUCAGGAUCCUGUCUUUCAAAGAUAAUUCAUAAAAAUAUUCAAUGUAAAGGUAUUAUAAACACCGUUUCCCAUGCUUGUUCAAUGAGCCAUAAACAAUUAAUGAACAUGUACCUGUGGAACAGACAAUAAGACACUAACAGCUUAUAGCAGCUUAAUUAAGGUCACCAUUAUGAAAACUUAGGACACUAAAGAGGCCUUUCUACUGACUCCGAAAAACCCCAAAAGAAAGAUACCUAGGGAGAUACCCUACUCAUCUGUGUGAACGUUCCUUAGGCAUGCUGCAAGGAGGCAUGAGGACUGCAGAUGUUGCCAGGGCAAUACAUUGCAAUGUCUGUACUGUGAGAUGCCUAAGUCAGCACUACAGGGAGACAUGAUGGACAGCUGAUCAUCCUCGCAGUGGCAGACCAUAUGUAACAACACCUGCACAGGAUCGGUACGUCAGAAUAUCACACCUGUGGGACAGGUACAGGAUGGCAACAACAACUGCCCGAGUUACACCAGGAAUGCACAAUCCCUCCAUCAGUGCUCAGACUGUCCGCAAUAGGCUGAAAGAUAGUACUGAGGGCUUGUAGGCCUGUUGUAAGGCAGGUCCUCACCAGACAUCACUGGCAACAACGUUGCCUAUGGGCACCGUCGCUGGACCAGACAGGACUGGCAAAAAGUGCUCUACACUGACGAGUCACGAUUUUGUCUCAUCAGGAAUGAUGGUCGGAUUUGCUUUUAUCGUUGAAGGCAUGAGCGUUACACCGAGGCCUGUACUCUGGAGCGGGAUUCAUUUUGGAGGUGGAAGGUCCAUCAUGGUCUGGGGCAGUGUGUCACAGCAUCAUCGAACUGAGCUUGUUGUCAUUGCAGGUAAUCUCAACGCUAUGCGUUACAGGGAAGACAUCCUCCUCCCUCAUGUGGUACCCCUCCUGCAGGCUCAUCCUGACAUGACCCUCCAGCAUAACAAUGCCACCAGCCAUACUGCUCGUUCUGUGCGUGAUUUCCUGCAAGACAGGAAUGUCAGUGUUCUGCCAGGGCCAGCGAAGAGCCCGGAUCUCAAUCCCAUUGAGCACGUCUGGGACCUAUUGGAUUGGAGGGUGAGGGCUAGGGCCAUUCCCCCCCAGAAAUGUCUGGUGUUAAGUCAAUGGGACUCAUUGACUGCUAAUAAAUCCACUUUGCACGUGAAAAUCUCUGCGGAGAAACACUAACGAACUUUAAGGCUAUUUUCUGGAAAUGUUAAGACUACAGACCAUUAUAAUUGGGUUAUUUGCGGUAUUUAUUUGUCAUUUCAAUAGCAUAGGGUCUAUGUUACUGACUGUUUCUGAUUGUAAUUUCAACUAUUGCCAUUUUUUUCUUAGUUAUAGCAGCCAGUGUUUGUUUAAAGAUAUAAACUCUUGACGAUUUUGCAGCUUGCUUAGUUCAAAUUGAAGGACUCUUUAAUCCACUGAUAGAAUAGGCUACUAGGAAUGAUGUCGUAAUUCAAAUCACUGAAUCAAAUAUUAAUGAUAUGGAUAUGAACUGAAUAUAUGCUUGUUAAAAAUUGCAAGUGUUUGUUUUAUUACCUGUAGCCUAAUCAGAAGGGACAGUUACUAAAUCUAAUUAAUUCUAAUAAUAGCUGAUAGGCAAUUGCGAUAGAUCCAUGACCAUGAUUAUAAAAUAUGGGUAUUCAUUAUUGCAUGAUAAUACAAGGCUACCACAGCAAUGGAUUGAUGUUGUGGACAGAAAGAGGCUCUUAUUGUGAACUAUUAGCUCCCAUCAAUGUAUUUUUUUCCUCAUGAAUUGACGGAUGUAUUUUAAUUUGGCACAUUUACAUAUUAAUUAAACGUCCAUGACUUUAAAAUUAACAAGUGUGAAGCAGAGGUUGGUAUUAAAAAUACAGACUAAUAUUGUUUGGGUAGACUGAAAUGAAAACAAUACCUUCUAAUAAUUUGAAUGGAAAUAUGUUAUUAGUUAUUGGUGGUUUUUGGAUAGACUACUAAUGCCAUGUUUUAGUCGGCUGGUGAAAGCGAGUCGUGCUCACUGGGCUGUAAGGGACGCAGUGGGACAUUUGCAGCAGAGGUCUGAAUAGUUGAAUCGGAAACGUUAUUUUGAUCGUUGCUGAUUACUGUUGCUGGGUUUUAUAGGUUUAGGUAACACCACUGAAUUUCAGCACAAAGUUAAUGAAUUCUCAAACGAUAAUCUAUUUCCAUUGCCGGGGAACAGUGCUUAAAAAAUGAAAGUAGAUCCAAGUAAAUGUUUCCAAAUAGCAUUUGACUAUUACGCUGAUAGGACAGCACAGACUUGUUGAAGGCUCUAGAUUUGUUAAACAGGUUAAUAUUUUGACUAAAUCAAUGCAACAGGUUAAAAUGAUAACAUUACCAGAAGUGGGCGAUACAGCUAUUACCAAUGUAAUUGGACAUUGGUCCAGUAAAGACACCAGGAUCAUUUGACAUGGGAGGAAAUUGAUCCGAUUUUUGGGGUUGGACAAUGCUCGCGAGAAUUAAAGACAAUGGAGUCUAAAGGGUAAUAAAUAAAAAAUACUCAGAACCUUGGGUGUUUUAAUCUCAUGUGAGAUGUUUUUAUUUUUUAUCUUGUCUUAUUCAGAAAUAGAUUUGUAAAGGGAACUGGCCUGGCUGUUUUUUGUUUGUUUUAGCCAUAUGGUUUGUAAAAACACACUCACAACACAUUUGCUAUGAAUAUUUGUUAGUGGUGUUAAUACCGUGGUUUGACUUGUUGAGUGGACUAUUUCAUUUGGGUUCGUGAGUUUUCACACAUGGAAUUUCAACGUUUUUGUGUUUCUGAGUUUUAAUUGAACACAUGUACAUUCUUUUGAUAAGAAAUGUACUGGAAACUUACAUUUUGGAUCCCAGGUUUCCAGUAUGAAAUGUUAGACUGUUUUUGAUUAAUUAGUCGAAUAUAGUAAGAAACACUUCUUUGAAGGGUUUGUCUGACCUCUGUCCUGACUUUCAAACUUUUUGGUUUGAUCACCCUCACUGGAAAGCCAUUUGGAUGAUAAAUUUAAGGUGAUUUGUAAUACUGAUAAUUAUUAAGUUUAUGGUUCAUCUCCUUAUUUGUGAUUCGGACUAACGGGAAGAAGGAGGGGGUGUUGCCUUUGAAUAAGGGUAGGCUGUCUUAAGUCUAUAUUCCUAUGACUGUAUGGGUAUAAAAAAAUAUUAAAACAUCUUUAUGGAGUUAUGGGUAGUGAUUCUAAUUAGAUUUUGUCAUUUGAAAUUGUUUUAUUUUUAAACAACAGUGGUGUUUUUUAUUUUAUUUUUUAACACAGUCUGAGUCUUGUCAAAAUGUCUGGUGGUUAAUGUUGUCUGGUGGUUAUUGUGAGGGUGACUACGGACUACGGUUUCUUGGUUCUCCUGUGUUGCUUCAGUUGUCUGGUGGUAUUGUCUCUCCACCCACGAAGUCUGCUGUCUGUGGCUGGCGGGAUUGAACAAAUGGGGAAAUAGACUAUGCUAUAGGCACUGCUUCUUUUGUAUGGUUUAUAUUUGUGGAUUAGAAGUAAAAAUCUGUUUUAUAAAGUUGUAUUAUAUAUUGGAAAUUGUUUUUAUGUAUCACUUUUACAAAAUAAAGAUGGAUACCUUAAAACUUGUCAGAAGGAUCCACCCAUAGCAAACCAACUCCAAAAUAAGGGCUAGAUUCCAUCAGUAGCGCUACAGAUUGAAUCUAGGCCUUAAAUGUUUAAAAAUGGCAACAUCUCAGGUUGGGGAUAUUGCAUGCCUCUAAGGACAAUGAUUUACUGGCCACAUGUCUGCUGAGAGAGAUGUCCUAACAAACAUAAUCCUCAGGUUGUUUUUAAAAUAUAUAAUCGAUAAUAUAUCAACCGGGACUGUAGCU